AUGUGGUUUGAAGCCCGCUUUGAAGCAGCCGGGCAGGAGCAGGUGUUUCGCUUCAUCGAUGGAAAGCUUUGCUCAGAAACAGAAGCCAAAUCUCUUGUAACGCAGCUUGCAGACCUGGACCUGGAGUAUGUGGCGAACAGCUUGAGGAGCGCUCAAGCAGAAGUGGCGGCCAUUGCUGAGGCCCAGGAUUUGGAGCCACCAGAUGACUUCAUGUGCCUGGCCCUCAGCACCAAAUGUUUCAUCCUUUUGGCAGGUGGCUGCCUGUGUUUUGGCCGGUGGACAGGCGACGCAGCUUGGCUUU
Messenger RNA from Durusdinium trenchii, 301 nucleotides. The record is from the annotation of a GenBank genome assembly. Lineage: Eukaryota; Dinophyceae; Suessiales; Symbiodiniaceae.